CCCGUGGUGCGCGGCGUCCUCCUCGUGGUGCGCGGCGCUCUCCUCACGCCGUGCCUGUUCGUCGGUAGCUGCUGGGCUCUGACGAGAAUGAUGGAUUUUGAGAAUCUUUUCUCCAAACCCCCCAACCCGGCUCUCGGCAAGAAGCCCGCCACGGACUCUGACCAAAGAAUCGAUGGUGAAAUAGAUGAUACAGAAGUUGAAGAAACACGAGAAGAGAAAAUAAAAUGGAAAGUAAAACUGAAGUGUGAGCAAAUUUCCAAAAAAUUUAGGCACUUUGGAAACUCUACAUCACGGAAGAAUUUGCAACGUAGAAAAUCAAGAAGUAAGGACUAUGAUGUAUAUAGUGAUAAUGAUAUCUGCAGUCAGGAAUCAGAAGAUAAUUUUGCUAAAGAGCUUCAACAAUAUAUACAAGCUAAAGAGAUGGCAAAUGUUACUCAAUCCUUACCGCUUCCUGAAGAAUCUGUGAAGAAAGAGGGAGCAAAGGAUACCCAGAAAGGUAAAGCUGUUAAACAAAAAAAUAAAAAUAAAAACCUUAAAGCUGUUCACAAGAAUGGUAAACAGAAGAAAAUGAAGCGAAAAUGGCCUGGCACUGGAGACAAAGGAUCAAACGCUUCCCUGAGGAACAAUGGCUCACAGGAACAGGAUGGUAAACCUAAAGAGAAGCAGCAGCCUGUGAGAAUGAGUCAGGGAUUCAUCAACCAACAUACGGUGCAACGCCAGGGAAAACAAAUUUGUAAAUAUUUUCUUGAAAGGAAAUGUAUUAAGGGAGACCAGUGUAAAUUUGAUCAUGCUGCAGAGAUAGAGAAGAAAAAGGAAAUGUGUAAGUUUUAUGUACAAGGAUAUUGUACCAGAGGCGAAAACUGUCUAUAUUUGCAUAAUGAGUAUCCUUGCAAGUUUUACCAUACAGGAGCAAAAUGUUAUCAGGGAGAAUAUUGCAAGUUUUCACAUGAUCCACUGACUGCUGAAACACAAGAACUGUUGGCUAAAGUUUUGAAUCCUGAAAAGAAGUCAUCAUGAAAAUAAGAGACAUAAAAAGCUUUGUGUGGAUGAAGAGUGCUUGUGUCUGCCUGUUCAAGACUAUUCAAGACUUGAUUUGGAGUGGUUUACAAGAUUCCUCAUUUAAAGCGCCCUCUUGUGUCAUUACAGUAAUGUGCAACUCUUCAGUGGGUGGCGCCGAGGGACAGAAUGUAGUGUCUAAGUGAAGGGUUGGUCUUCACCGAGAUGGUUCCAGCCAUUGAAACAUAUGUGAAACAUAUGGGAGGAGCAUAUGUGACAGAGAUGCUGGCUGGUGCGUAAAUGUUGUGGUAGUAGACUGCAGAAGUCUCUUCUGAUUGAUUGUGUUUUCUCAAUAAAAUAGGAGAAAGGUUAGGCUGAGUGAGGAUGGAAGAGAGAAAACUACUAGGUUCCACUAGGAAGACAUUGGGAUAAUAGACAAUGAAUAUACAGCUAGAUCUUUUCAUGUCAUUAAAUACAUUCACAACAUAUUUUUAUUGUUUGCUCACAGUUCUGUUUUAUGGCUUAAAUUAUGGUUCUGUGAUUUUUUAAAACCAGUUUCCUAUUGUUGAACAAAAAAGUUGUUUCUGAUUUCUUACUGUUAUAAAUAAAAUGGAACAGUGUCUCUGGCUA
Molecule: messenger RNA, 1626 nt
Organism: Balaenoptera musculus (blue whale)
Lineage: Eukaryota; Metazoa; Chordata; Mammalia; Artiodactyla; Balaenopteridae
Gene: ZC3H8
Product: zinc finger CCCH-type containing 8
Exons: 9
Coding region: 88-1017 (309 amino acids)
Biological process (GO): negative regulation of DNA-templated transcription
Cellular component (GO): nucleus
Molecular function (GO): metal ion binding; RNA binding
Source: RefSeq, a predicted model, not a curated record